UUGUGUGACCUCCAGGCUGCCAAAGUGAGGCUGGGAAUGAAAUGACAAUGUGGCCAUUUCGGGGCCUGGAGGUGAACCGAGCCCCAUGUGACCUGAGCUUCAUGGAGGCCAUCAAUCAGCGCAUGCAGGUGCCCAACAGGCUGAAGAUGGCGGAUGAGUCCAACCCACUGGAUGAGGAGAGAAAAGCUGAGGAGCUUCGCCCUUCCUUCCAGAUGCACAUCCCUGAUAGGCUGUCGCUGGCAGAGAUGAUGGAUGAUAGUCGAAGGCCUCUCCUGUUGGACCAGCUAAGGCAGCACCCCUCUAUUGUUGUGCAUACGCUUCAGGACCCCUCUACCCAGCCUGCAGGAUUUGGGGAGCUCCUGUUUCUGGACACCACGGCCCAGUCAGGCACCCAGAAACGCAAGCGAUCGACCCACCAUGGCAGACUGAGGAAGGAGAGAACUCCGAGCGAGACCCCCGAGAUUGCCUUGCGUAGCAUGAGCCGGAAGCCUGACCGGCCAGGCAUAAGCACACUACCCAGCCCCCCAUUCCCCCAGGAUGCCAGGAUCUACUCCCCGCAGAACAUUUUCCAGAUGGUGUACUUCCUGGGUCACCUACUCUUCCACCGUGUUAAGAAGUCUGCCCGAGACCAAGCCCAGCCCAGCUCCCAGAACACUGGGCCAGCCUCAGAAAGCUCCCUGGAGGAGAUCGGCGUGACUGACAUUAUAGCCAUGAGGAAACAGUUGAACAAGAUCUCGGGGAGGCUGCGGACUCUGGAGGAGCAAUGUACUGGCUGGCGUCAGAAGGAGCUUCUGGUCUACUCUGUGCUAGUCUCUGCAUGUCUCAUCAACACCUGGCUUUGGCUAAGGAGAUAAAGAGCCCUACCCAUCCCAGGAGAGACUGUGUGUGUGUGAUGGGGGAAUCCUCACUAGAGCACUUAUGAACAGUAAACUCAGUGUGCUUCUUAAAGUGACUGGCCCUCUUCUCCUAGUGUAGAUUCCCUGCGGAUCUGAGACCUUUGGCCCCUGUUGGAGUGAAGAUGAACAGACGGGGAUGUACUUGCAAUGCUGGAGGAAAUGGGGUGGGGGGAGGAGUGAGAACUGCAGGGCUGGGUUCUCUUGCCUGUGAAGCCAGUGACUAUGAGGAGAUGUUUGGGAGGGCUUGCUUAUAAACAAUGAAUUUCGG
Molecule: messenger RNA, 1164 nt
Organism: Emys orbicularis (European pond turtle)
Lineage: Eukaryota; Metazoa; Chordata; Testudines; Emydidae
Product: mitochondrial fission factor-like
Exons: 6
Coding region: 42-854 (270 amino acids)
Biological process (GO): positive regulation of mitochondrial fission
Cellular component (GO): peroxisome; mitochondrial outer membrane
Source: RefSeq, a predicted model, not a curated record